Messenger RNA from Colletotrichum acutatum, 896 nucleotides. Its product is annotated as RNA recognition domain-containing protein. Gene Ontology annotation, cellular component: U1 snRNP. The record is from RefSeq and is a predicted model, not a curated record. Lineage: Eukaryota; Fungi; Ascomycota; Sordariomycetes; Glomerellales; Glomerellaceae. The transcript has 3 exons. Bases 77 to 817 code for a protein of 246 amino acids. Gene Ontology annotation, biological process: mRNA splicing, via spliceosome. Gene Ontology annotation, molecular function: U1 snRNA binding.
CACUCGACUUGAACAUUUCCACCUCCCUCAUCUUCCCUUUCACUCUUGUUUAGAGCCCGCCUACACAACCGUAGACAUGGCUUCCGGUCUUCCCAUCGCCACGGUAUACGUACGAAAUCUUGAGGAGCGCGCCAAAGUCGACCAGCUGAAGGAUGCGCUGCUACAGAUCUUCUCCGAUUACGGCAAUGUAAUUGAUAUUGUCGCCAAGACGAAUCUCAAGGCAAAGGGCCAGGCUUUUGUCGUCUUUGACGAUCCCGAGUCUGCGCGCAAGGCCAUCGAGGAGGUUCAGGGAUUCGAGCUUUUCGAGAAGCCUAUGCAGCUGGCUCUAGCCCGGACAAGGAGCGACGCGACUGUGAAGUCGGUAGGCAACGACGACGAGUUUGAGCUUCACAAGCGCCGCCGCCUGGCUGAGAAGGACAAGAAGAAGGCGCUCGAGGCUGCCGAGGAGCAGAAACGUCUCAAGAGACCUGGCCCCGGCGGUGCGGCGGCAACAGAUGCUCGCCCUGCCAAGGCUGCCCGUGGAACUGGUCUCAAGUCCACUAAUCCCUCCACUACAGCUGUUAUUCCCGACGAAUAUCUGCCCCCGAACAAGAUUCUCUUCGUACAGAACUUGCCCGACGACUACGACAUCGAGGCUGUCACCAGUAUCUUUGGCCGUUUCGAGGGUUUCCGUGAAGUCAGAUUAGUGCCUGGACGCCGCGGUAUUGCCUUUGUAGAAUACGAGGGUGAGCAGGGUGCCAUUACGGCCAAGGAGAACACGGCGGGCAUGGUGCUGGGGGACACGCACACAAUCAAGGUCACAUACCAGCGCCAGUAAGAUGGUCGAUGGAGAUGAAGGCAUUAGCCUCAAUUCUGUUAGCAUGUAGAGAGGUAAUAAAUGUGUUCCUGAAGGGUAC